Momordica charantia (bitter melon) is the source of this 699-nucleotide messenger RNA. The record is from RefSeq and is a predicted model, not a curated record. Lineage: Eukaryota; Viridiplantae; Streptophyta; Magnoliopsida; Cucurbitales; Cucurbitaceae.
AUGAGUUCGUCAAAAUCACCUCCUUCUUGCUACGGCUCACCAUGCGCUGCCUGCAACUAUCUGAGAAGAAAGUGCUUUUCAGAUUGCGUUUUUGCGCCACAUUUUCCCGCCGAUGACGCUGAAAAAUUCGAAAUCGCCUGCAGAACUUAUGGCGCCAGUAACAUCUUCAAGAUUUUCAGCCGACUCCGCCACGACGAGCGCGACGAGGCCGCGGCGUCUCUCGUCUACGAGGCGGAGGCUCGCCGGAUCGAUCCUGUGUACGGCUGCGUCGGUUUCAUAUCGAUUCUUGACGACAGGCUUAAACGGAUUCAAUCCGAUCUCGUUGAUGCCAAGAGAGAGCUCUCGAUUUACUUAGGAUCGGAAGCAUCGGCGGCUGCUGCCAGUGUUUCGAUUCCGCAAUUUGCCGCUGGUUCGUCUUCAACAACUCCGGAAUUUUUGGCGCAACUUCCGAGAUUGAGAGCGGCGCCCACUCGUCAAUCUUUGAAUGAACAACAGCUUUUGGUGUACAGUUCGCAGAAAUCGACGAUUGACAAUGACAUUCGUCAAUCUUUGAGACAAGAGAGCGUAGAUCAACCACAAGAGAUGCCAUUGGUUGAUAAUUCAAAAGGCUUUGGAUCCAACGAAAAUGAUCAGAUUCAGAUUCAACCACAUGUACAAGAUCAGAUGUGUCUAAUCUUCGAGUCCUUGAGUAAUCGCUAG